Molecule: messenger RNA, 1311 nt
Organism: Truncatella angustata
Lineage: Eukaryota; Fungi; Ascomycota; Sordariomycetes; Amphisphaeriales; Sporocadaceae
Product: putative amidoligase enzyme-domain-containing protein
Exons: 1
Coding region: 1-1311 (436 amino acids)
Source: RefSeq, a predicted model, not a curated record
AUGGCGUCACAAUCUCCAACUUCACAAGAACAGCCCGUCGACUUGAAACCAUUAACGAAAGGAUUGGAGUUUGAGUGGUUGUACCUUUGGAGGUAUGACAUAGAUGCUCACGGUGAGGUUGAAAUCCAAGUGAGUGGAGAGGGUGAGAUCAGAAACGGUUAUAUCGUGGUUGCCUUUGAUAGCUUAGCGCGAAACAUGGACACCGAUGAAGAUAUAUCAGAAACAAACACGAUAGAUGUAUCCCAUAAGAUCAUCCACAAUCUUCUCAAGACUAAUGGUGUCGAUAUCAAUGAUUUUGACAACUGGGGUAAGGAACCUGAUGAUCCCAACCAUCCUAAUGCCGCCAACGCUGCAGACAAAACAUAUUACCGAUGGAUCUUGAAGCAAGAUCACUCCGUCAACUACGUGAACCAUAACGAGAUAACAAGUUUGAUCGGCGGAACCUUUCAUUUGCAAGAUGCUGAGCUUGUCUCGCCCGCCCUAUUAGCAAGUGCUAGGGAAAGUGAUGAUGAGAUCACAAGAGUAGUGGACAUACUGCGCAAUAACCUCAUGUAUUUUACUCCGGAGUCAGCAGGAUUUCACAUACAUGUAGCCCCAGGACCUUCUAUGUUCGGUCUGGAGGAGCUCAAGAAGGUGGCUAUCGUCUUAUAUACUAUAGACAUUUUGUUCAAAGAUCUCCACCCUUCUCAUCGUCACAACAACCAUUACUUCCCUCCUAUACGCACAAAAUCAAGGCUUGCACGUAACGACGCAGAAAUAGUUCCUGAUCACAGAAUACUGGAUUACGAUGUAGAAGCCAAUGGGAUGAAAUCGUCAGACGCGUGGAUAGUGCUUGGCAAUGCCGGAACACCACAUCUGAUCGCUGACCUCUUGUCUAUCACCGGCGAUAGGGGUACCUAUAGUUUUCAGACAGUCGUAGAUCCAAAGAGGCCUACGAUCGAAUUUCGACAAGCCGCAGGGACCAUGAACACUGAGUGGAUACAUCAUUGGUCAUCUAUAGUGGUCGGAACAGUCGACUGGGCAAGACGAGCAUCCUAUGGCGAUAUUCACAAUUUCCUUGUAGCCUGUGAUAUGAAGGAAGCUAGCCCAGAGCUCCAUAGCGUGUGUUCUGUCGGCGAGUUCCUUAGAAAUACGCUUCGACUGCCGGCCACGGCUGACUAUGUCGCGCGAACUACGCCAGGCACAAGAGCUACACCUAGGUUGACUGGAUUACAAAAGACGUGGCGCGAGCGCCCAGAGAUACGUAGUUUAUUCAAUUGGAAAAUGCUUCCCUGCACCCACUGGGAUGGAGAUAUUAACAUGUCUACAUAG